AUGACACAUCCGGCAGCCUCCAUUAGUACAAAUACUGCCAUCGAGCGUCUGCUGUGCGAGCGUGUCUUGUCGAACGCCAACGUGCAUGCGGAGGCCCUCAACCUGAACGCCCAUAUCAUCAAUAUUCAGUGCAAGUCUGUGACUUCGCAGUUGCUGAGAGCGGAGUGGACCAAGCGGGAGUCGGUCGCCUUCAUCAAGUCCGUACUGGACCGCCCGUCGCUACACGCCCACCUAUCGCAAGCACUAAUCGAGGUGCUCAAGCAGAGCUUCUACCCGCGCUGGUUUGUGGGUCAGGGCAAUUUCCAGUUGAAACGCUUUGAUGCUAGUGUCGACGGUGACGGAGUUCAGUCGCCUAAGGAAUCGGUGCCUCGCUUUAUAUAA
Babesia bigemina is the source of this 381-nucleotide messenger RNA. RefSeq lists its product as hypothetical. The transcript has 3 exons. Lineage: Eukaryota; Apicomplexa; Aconoidasida; Piroplasmida; Babesiidae. Bases 1 to 381 code for a protein of 126 amino acids. The record is from RefSeq and is a predicted model, not a curated record.